Klebsormidium nitens is the source of this 611-nucleotide messenger RNA. Lineage: Eukaryota; Viridiplantae; Streptophyta; Klebsormidiophyceae; Klebsormidiales; Klebsormidiaceae. The record is from the annotation of a GenBank genome assembly.
GCGAAAGGCGGGUCCGAGGGGAGGGGGAGGUGGACGAAGCCGCCGAAGAGGAGAGCGCGCCACGUGGCAGGCGGGUGCUGAACGAAGGGCAGGCGCCCAACGGAGAGGCGGCCGAGGAGUCGGAUGACGAAGCUGCUGACGUCACUGGCGAGGGCGAGGAGGGAUCCCCCGACGAAGAGAAGGCUGAAAAGUUGGGGGACGCGUCGAAUGAGGUGGAUGGAGAACUAGAGAUGAAGGAAAAUGAGUCGGAGGACGAGGACAAAGAACUAGAGGCAGAGGAAGAAGGAGCAGAGAUAUUAGAUACGGAAGCGGCGGUUAGAUGGGCGAAUGCAAACGAAGAGAAGAGAGGUGCUGGGGACGCGGAUGGGGACGGGGUUGGAAGCGGUGAAGAGACGAGUGCGUUGGAUGAGUUGCUGGACGAUGCGCUUGCAAUGGGCCGAACGGACAGCCGAAAGACUAGGGGGAGCGAGGAACCAACUUCGGAAGCUAGGGGCGGAGAAGCGAAGGGGGCGCCCAAGACGGGGAAGCGGUACUUGUCGAAAGCAGAGAGGCGGAAGAUGAAGAAAGGUCAGGCAAGGGAGCGGAAACGGAACAGGCAGCUUCGGACGUGA